AUGAAUUUGGGGGAAACAAUGCUUUUAUAUAGUGUUCUUUUAGAUAUUUUAGCGCUUACGUUAAUAACGAUAGGAGUGGUGUUUCGGAAAUCAAAUUAUGGAGUUUCAUCCCCGUCUCACACGCUACAUUUUAUAGUGAUUGCACUGAAGCUGUUCAGUGAUAUAGUUAUCAAGCCGUGCAACAAUAUUGAUUUAUUUAUUUUGAUAACCCUGUGUACUACGAUUCCUUUGGCAUUUUUAAGCUGUUUCUUUUGGUGGUACUUCCCUACUAACCAACGACGAUCUACUCCCAAAAUUUAUGUCGCAAUAUUAUAUGGAUCAUAUAUCUACAUUGUCUACCUAUUUAUUUCUGAUGAUAAAUUUAUUCCAAGGGUGAUGCUACGUUUUUGUCUAUUUUUACAAAUGGUAGAGUACCUUCCACAAGUACGAAUGGUUGUAAAAGCAAAAAAAAUCGAUUUGCAUGUUGCAGCGUACCUGGGGAUAUUGUUCCUUUCCAGAAUCUGUUAUAUGGUUUACGUCGCAUACCGUUACGACAAUCCAAUUAAAAUGUAUGCUAAAUUUCUGCUUUGCAUUAAUAUCUGCACUAUGGCGUUUAUUUUAAUAUUCUUAUUGUUUUCUAAUGUUAAAAUGUUACCAUUAGUAGAAAAUAAGCAUGCCAAUAGUCCAUUAGUUGAAGAAUGUACUGAAAAAAAUUUCCUUCAU
Diabrotica balteata is the source of this 702-nucleotide messenger RNA. The record is from the annotation of a GenBank genome assembly. NCBI's taxonomy places the organism in Eukaryota, Metazoa, Arthropoda, Insecta, Coleoptera, Chrysomelidae.